ACCGUAGGCGGAGGAGUCGACAGUUCAUUCUAGCUAGAAAGUAAACAAUUAACGUUAGACACACGGCUAAGGACAUGAACUGAUAGUAACUGUGUAUCACGAAGAUUGGAUCGCGAUUUAAACAGCGGGACUGUAAUGCCUGCUGGUCAGGACUGAAACCAUGCCCAUGUUACCUGUAGUGCCUGAAGUCCAGAGUCAUGUGCUGGCUGAGUUUGACUGUCUGGACCCCCUGCUCUCUGCCCUCCGCCUGGACUCUGGCAGGCUUAAGUGCACCUGCCUGGCGGUAUCGAGGAAGUGGCUAGCUUUAGGAACAUCAGCUGGAGGGCUGCACCUCAUCCAGAGGGAAGGAUGGAAGCAGAGGCUCAUCCUCACACACAAGGAGGGAUCUAUCACUCAGGUGUCAUGUUGUCCACAUGAUGAAGACUUUAUUGCUGUGGCAACAAGUCAGGGCCUGGUGGUAGUGUGGGAGCUUCAGCUGGAGCGUCGUGGCAGACCAGAGAGGGUCAGUGUUUCCUGGGAACACCGUGGCCAGACGGUCACCUCUCUCUGCUGGGACACCGCAGCCCUCAAGGUGUUUGCUGGGGACAAGGGGGGCAAGGUGUCCUUCCUCCGCGCUGGAUCCUCCAAACUCGGAAAGGGCUCAGCGUUUGUGAUCUUCCCCAUCCAGACCAUCACUACUGUGGAUUCCAGGGUGGUUCAGCUGGGUUAUCUGGACGGACGACUACUUGUGUCCUCUCUCAGCCGCUGCUACCUCUGUGACACGGAGAGGGAGAAGUUCUGGCGUGUCGGUAACAAGGAGCGUGAUGGGGAGUACGGAGCGUGUUUCUUCCCUCUGAGCCGUGGCGUGACUGCUGGCCAACCUCCUCUGCUGUACUGUGCCAGGCCUGGGUCUAGAGUCUGGGAGGCCAGCUUCAGUGGAGAUGUCCUCAGCACGCACCAGUUUAAACAGCUGCUGGCCGUACCAUCUGUACCUCUCAUCAGCUACAGAAGUGAGCCCCAUUACAACCCAGCCCAGAAGAGUUCCCAGUCCAUAGCCUUCCCCAGACUGUUAUACUUUGGGGAUCAGAACCUGCUGACCUGGACAGACUCGGCUAUCUAUGUCUUCACUCCUCAGAGUGGCCAGGUACUGCUGUGGACCGAGGUCAAAGACGUGGUUGAGAUAGCGGUGUACCGCAACGAGGUGUUCUGUCUCCAUGGUGACGGCCGCUUGUCCCACCUCUCGCUGUUGUCUGUGGAGCGGUGUGUCGACAGGCUGCUACGCAGGGAGGCGUGGUCUCUAGCGGCCACGGUCUGUGUGAUGUUCCAGCAUGCGAUCGCCCCCAGCAAGGCCAGGAAGUCGAUUCCCAUCGACCGACUGGAUCACCUGAGGUCACAGCUGAGUGUGACCACCCACCUGGAUCUGAUUGGCCAGCUGGAGGAAGUGGUCGCCAAGCUGGAGCCUCUAGACUCCGCCUCCAGCAGUCGCAGGAGCAGCAUCUCCUCUCAUGAGAGCUUCAACGUCCUGGACUGUGGCAUCUACCGUGUCAUUAGCCGGCGAGGCAGCCAAUCAGACGAGGAGACCAGCUCCCUGGUCAGCCAAUCGAUGCUUGAGGAGGAGCGGCUGAAGGAGUUUAGCUUCGUUCAGGAGGAGGAGCAGCAGCAGGGGGCGGAGCAUGAUCCCCAGAGCGGUGGUGGUUUGGAGGUUACUGAACCCAGCGCUAACCACCAGUUCCACCUCCCCCUGUCAUUCCGCCCCAAACACUCCCGCAUCGCCCUGCAGGCCGUCAGAGACAGUGUCUCCAGUUUUGUGAAGAAGACUACUGAGAAGAUCAACACUCUCCAGAUGAACUCUGACCUUUGGCCACGUCCCCCUGACCCUAAGGACGGAGGUCAAGGACAUGUGGAGGCCGUAGCUACCACUGUACCGUUCCCAGAGGACGUUGACCACGAGGAGUGUCUGGACCAAGGAAAUGCAGAGACUGAUCUACAGGACCUGAUAACAGCUACAGAGAAAGGACUCUCUCAGAUCCAGGAUCCCUUGGUUCUGUUGGACCCAGCCUGUCUAAUAGAAACUCUACAGGAGUGGAUUCCUGUGUUGGAGAGGGUUCUAGGUCCUGAGCCGGAUCUAGGUCUGGGAAAGCAGAGUCCAGCUGGUGAGGGUCACCCCGGUGUGAAGGAGACGGAAGAUGCUGCAAACUCUCCAGAGAAUGUUCAGUCUGAGAUCCCCUCGAGCUCUCCUGAGGAACUGACAAAGGACGGCCAGGAGGAAGGGAGGACAGGAGAGGAUUCCCCACAGCAAAAUGGAGGACAAGAGGACCAGAGGGAGGCUCAGGACCACCACAGACCUGACAAGGCCUCCACUGAAGAGAAUCUGAGGGUGUGGUCCCCCAAACCUCUCCCCCCAGACCUCCAGGCUCACCUUACCCAGCUGGCCACUCUGUACCUGGAGCUGGCCUAUUUUGGGGACCCUGUUGUCCAGAAAGAGAGGGGUGUAGUAGGCGUCAAUGCAUUCUUGAGACGGUUCUUCUUCCUUCUGGACCAGGAGCGGGUGAGGAGGAUGUGUCUACUCGGCUACGGGGACCAGCCUGAGGUCCACACCUCCUUCAUGGAGGCCAUGCUAGAGCUAACCCAGUCCAGUAAGGUGGUAGAGGUGAUCCAGAAAGGAGACCUGCUCAAAUCUCUACGCUGUCUCAGAGAACUACAACCCUGGAGCGCUCCGAUGCUCCUCGCUCACCUGCACAGGUUGUAUGAGAAGCAUGGAGAGUUAGCAGUUCGCUCCUUCACCCAGUUCUACCCUACAAUCCUCCCCUCUGACAUCACAGCCAUGGCCAAACAUAGCCACUUCCUGGCUUACCUAGACAACCUUGUCCAAUCAUGGGCCGAGGAACAAAGACUGUCGUUCCUUGGGUCCCUCCUCCAACCAGAGACUCUGCGACAGGAUUGGCUGGAGCUGGCCCUUACCCACGAUGCACCUCAAAAGAGCGACACACUGACCACAGACGGACAACCGAGAUGGCACUCCCAUUUCUUCAGCUGGGGUUAUGGUCGUCUCCUGUCCCUCCUGAUCCACCUUCCAGCUGACCUGGCCUCCAAACAGAAGAUGGCUGAGACAUGCAGGAGCCACGGGUACUGGACUGGCUAUGUGUACCUGUGCUGUGAGCUCCAGCGUCGUACAGAGGCUUUCUCUACCAUCUGUAGACUGGAUGACAUGAGUCUGCUGGAGGAACCCAGUGGCAUGGUGCCUCAGACCAUGGAUGAGUGGAAGAUGCUUCUCCAGCUGUCUCAGCAGUGUAGUAACAGCAGACCGACUGACCAUAUCCCAACCCCGGCUCCCACCCCCUCCUCGGCUCCCACCCCCUCCUCGGCUCCCACCCCCUCCUCGGCUCCCACCCCCUCCUCGGCUCCCACCCUCUCCCCGGCUCCUACCCCCUCCCCGGCUCCUACCCCCUCCCCGGCUCCCACCCCCUCCUCGGCUCCCACCCCCUCCUCGGCUCCCACCCCCUCCUCGGCUCCCACCCCCUCCUCGGCUCCCACCCCCUCCUCGGCUCCCACCCCCUCCUCGGUUCCCACCCCACCCUCGGCUCUCACCCCCUCAUCGGCUCUCACCCCCUCCUCGGCUCCUACCCCCUCCUCGGCUCCUACCCCCUCCCCGGCUGCUACCCCCUCCUCGGCUCCUACCCCUUCCCUGGCUCCCACCCCUUCCCUGGCUCCUACCCCCUCCCCGGCUCCUACCCUCUCCCUGGCCCUAGCCUCCAACGGGACCAGCCCCAGCCUGACCAACGGUGACUCUGCAGCUGACCAUAUCCAGACAGAGGUGACUCCAGAGAACCUGGUCUUGCGUCUGGCCCGGGCUGUGGGCCCCGACCGGGCCCUUGGGGCCCUACAGGAGGUGGGGAUGCAGUCGGACAUGGAGCUGGGGCCACACUCCACCCUGGUCUGUGAGCUGCUACGUGUGGCUGAGAAGAGACAAAGGGCUCUGAUCCAGACCAUGCUGGAGCGCUGUGAUCGCUUCCUCUGGUCCCAGCAUGCUUAGCGAGACAACACCAACCAACGCGCCAAGCGGGUCCUCAACCAACGCCAUUCAGAACAACUAUUACGGACAACUGCUAUGGGGAGCAAUGUUGGGGUCAAUUCCAUUUCCAAUUCAGGCAGUUAAACGGAAAUUUAAAUUCCAGUUAUCCACAUUGAAAAAGCAAUUUAAUUGACUGAAUUGAAAUGCAAUUGACCCCUGAUCUGAUCCAGAGCCGAUCUGAUCCGAAACAAGUUAAAUUACCCUUAAUGUGACCACAAUGCUUACUAACUACUUUUUAAACUGGGCUAUAAUCAUUUAUGUUGUACCGUUCAUGACUACUUUUUAAACUGGGCCAUAAUAAUUUAUGUUACACCAUUCUAGAAUGCAACUCUGUUUGACCUGGUACAGUCAAGACAGACGACUGUAUUUAAGUUGUUAUAUUUUAUAGUUGCCAAAAACCCUGCCUUACCGAAGAAAUAUGGGAUUAAUCUUAUGAAUUAUCUGAAAGUAUUGUUUUUGAAUUGUAAGGUCCUCGGAUGCAUUUUCAAUCCUGAUGAUGGUAUAUCUGACUUUUGUUAUUAACGACGAUUUCCUCCUUGGGUCAAACUACUGCGACAUGGUUAUAAAGCACCUGAAAUGAAUUGUUUUGAAGACAAUUGUGAAAAUAUAAUUUUAUUGAAAUGCUCUAAUCUAUUAAUAUAAUAUUUAAUGUGAAUAAUAAAAUAUAUGAUGAUGAUCA
Salvelinus namaycush (lake trout) is the source of this 4730-nucleotide messenger RNA. It is a transcript of the gene hps5, whose product is annotated as HPS5 biogenesis of lysosomal organelles complex 2 subunit 2. The transcript is spliced from 21 exons. Bases 161 to 4012 code for a protein of 1283 amino acids. The record is from RefSeq and is a predicted model, not a curated record. Gene Ontology annotation, molecular function: protein binding. Gene Ontology annotation, biological process: developmental pigmentation. Lineage: Eukaryota; Metazoa; Chordata; Actinopteri; Salmoniformes; Salmonidae. Gene Ontology annotation, cellular component: cytoplasm.